CGACCAUCGUUACCACCGUGUCCUGGUCAACCUAUCUCCAGGAGGGGGCCUUGAAAGCCACUGAAAGCUAUUACAACAAACUAGUCGACUCACAACAUAACCACUCUGCAAUAUGGAUACUACAGUAGAUCUUGGCAGACGCAUUGUCCAGAUGUUCUGGGAUCCCGAACCAACCAAUGAUGUUAUCCGCGACCAACCGGUCUGGUGUCUUGGAUCUUCCUACAAGCUCAACAACAGCCCAAGUCCUAAACCCGACCCUUCUUCUACCUCCGCUCCAGCUCCAGCUCCAGCUCCGACUCCAGCUUCCGCUUCCGCUUCCGAGCCACCUACCAAAGAUCCCAUCCAAGCUCCCGCCAGGCUACCCGAGACCCCUCCUGAUUCAACCUCUAGCAGCUUUGACUCGUCCUUAGCCUAUGACGAGGCACCUCUAGAUGGCGGUUGGCCUCCUGCCUUUCUCGAUGAUUUCGAAUCCAGAAUAUGGAUGACUUAUCGAUCAGAAUUCGACCCCAUUGCCAAGUCGCAAGACCCAAAGGCACUCUCUGCCUUAUCCUUUUCCAUGCGUCUCAAAAGUCAAUUGAGUGACCAAACUGGCUUUGCCUCGGAUAGUGGGUGGGGAUGUAUGAUAAGAUCUGGCCAGAGCUUGUUGGCCAAUGCCAUGCUCGUACACCGUCUCGGUCGAGGAUGGAGAAGGAGUACGCCGGACCUGGGGGAGAAGAAGAUCCUAUCACUAUUUGCCGACGACCCACGAGCUCCGUAUUCGAUACACAACUUCGUUCGCCAUGGCGCCGCCGCGUGCGGGAAAUAUCCUGGCGAAUGGUUUGGUCCUUCAGCAACGGCGAGGUGUAUCCAAGCCUUGACAAAUUCGACUGAACCUACGCUGCGCGUCUACUCUACCGGGGAUGGCCCGGAUGUCUAUGAGGACAACUUCAUGAAAAUCGCGAACCCUGACAACACCACAUUUCACCCGACCGUGUUACUAGUUGGCACGCGACUCGGCAUCGACAAGAUCACCCCAGUAUAUUGGGAAGCUCUUACGGCAUCUUUGCAGAUGCCGCAGUCGAUUGGCAUUGCUGGUGGACGCCCGUCAUCCUCGCACUAUUUCAUCGGUGUCCAAGGCCUUCACUUCUUUUAUUUGGAUCCUCACUACACGCGACCCGCAUUGCCCUAUCACGAAGAACCCGAGGAGUAUACCGAAGAAGAGGUUGAUACUUGUCAUACAAGAAAACUCCGACGACUCCAUGUCAAGGAAAUGGAUCCUAGCAUGCUUAUCGGCUUUCUGAUUCGAGAUGAGGAAGACUGGAGGGAUUGGCGGAGGAGCGUCAAACACGUCCAGGGUAAAGCCAUCAUUCACGUGUCAGACCACGACCCAACCGCACAUAUGCACGAGUCUGGGGGGCCCAUUGACGAGGUUCAGACUUUGAGCGAUGACGAUGACGAGGAGGUUGACGUAGCGGAAGAAUAAGCCGGGUUCAGGCGCAAUGUUUCUCGGUUUGGUGUAUCAGGGAAUACCACUAGGUAAUAGUCAGGCGUUAAGCGUGGAUCAGGGGGAUUAUGAACUAUCAUUGGUGAUGUAAAUAUCAUGAACACUUACCACGGGAAUUUGGCAAGCAACGGCAGGUUACCGCCCCAGAAGUAGCCCACUUCGGCUCUGGGGUCGUUGCAAAACGGAAACCAUCGAGUAACACGUUCUUGUCGCCAAGCCAUUAGAUA
Annulohypoxylon truncatum is the source of this 1710-nucleotide messenger RNA. RefSeq names its product cysteine protease ATG4. The record is from RefSeq and is a predicted model, not a curated record. Gene Ontology annotation, molecular function: protein-phosphatidylethanolamide deconjugating activity. The transcript has 4 exons. NCBI's taxonomy places the organism in Eukaryota, Fungi, Ascomycota, Sordariomycetes, Xylariales, Hypoxylaceae. The coding region runs from base 113 to 1462 and encodes 449 amino acids.